Messenger RNA from Amaranthus tricolor (Joseph's coat), 3322 nucleotides. RefSeq lists its product as uncharacterized. NCBI's taxonomy places the organism in Eukaryota, Viridiplantae, Streptophyta, Magnoliopsida, Caryophyllales, Amaranthaceae. Bases 1512 to 2813 code for a protein of 433 amino acids. The transcript has 4 exons. The record is from RefSeq and is a predicted model, not a curated record.
GUAACUUUUAUUGUAAUUAAACCAAUUAAAACUACUUUAAUUGCUACGUGAAACACCUCGUAUAGGAUUGCAUUUAUAAACUUAAUCCAACUCUUACUGAAUUAUCAAUAAUCCUUGCCGUAUUAUAACCCCAAAAGCCAAGUUCUUCAUAUUUCAUUUUCUUCAUUAGUGUAUUAAGAUUGAUUUAAGGUAUAUAUCUUAUUAUACUUGGAAAAUGACUUUCAUUUCAACUAAUUUUCGUCAUUCAUUUUGAACAUUAUCUUUUAAGCAGUGAAUCUAUAUAUAUUGCAUAUACCCAAUGACCUUAAAAUAAAUAAUUAAUAGUAGAGAUAAACUUAAUAACAAUAAUAAUAAUUAUGAGAAAAUAAUGUCAUAAUAAGUACAUGGAUAAAUAUUUUCUUUGUAACAAAACGAUCUUGAUCUUCUCGUAAUUGAUGUAAUCCACGGUUUCAUAUAUGUUCUUAUAAUCGAAAUAAUAUUAAUGUUUUUAAUUUGUAUAUGAAAAAUCUUUUUGUAAGUUGUUUUUUCUUGGAAUCCUUAAAUAUUAAGGAUUAUACAAUUUUAUGUGGAGUACAUUUUUUUAUUGUAAUGUGAUUACUAAAAUAUUGAUUUGUGCUAGAAAUUAAUAGAUAGAUAAACGCAGUGAAAUUAGUGCGUUUUUAUUUUUCCUCUUUAUUAACAUUUGAUAUAGUUUUUAUACUGAUAAAAUAUAAAAAAAAGUAUAAAUAAGAUUUGAAAAUGUUCAAAGGGCAAUUAGGACAAAUUCAAUCAAUCGACUUAAAUAGAAAAACAUAGAACAAACAGAAACAAGUACUUUAAUCGAGAGCAUUCAAAAAUACAUAAUAAUCAUCGAUUGACCUUAGAGGGUUUUCCUUUAUGGGUUGACCUUAAAGGGUUUUUCCUUUCACCAUUCUCAACGUCUAAUGUCUAUAGAAAUAUCAAUUUUUAGUUUCCGUUCGAUACAAUAUAUGACAGAGCAAAGAUUAUGUAGUCUAUUUUUUUCACAAUUUUUGAAAUGGAGUCCUUAUAGUUUUCUCUUUUACAAAAUAAUUAAAGAAAAUUAUAUCAACAAUAAAAAAUUUUAACAACGAAAUAUAUAAAAUAAAACAAUUUACACUUAAAUAUUCGUUCAUAAAACGGCAAGAACAACACAAGUUUUAUCCUAACACUUAUAUAGUGUAUAAUUUAUUUAUCUCCAAUGAAAUGGUAGGUAAUAAAAAAAAGUAACCCCAUUUCAACGCAACAUGUGGCAUCAUAUUCGGAUACAUUUGACAAAACCAUUGAUUAUUUCUAACAAAGAUAAUAUAAUGUGGACACAGAAUAUGCCAGACCAAUUCAUUAUACAAAUAUUAAUCACUUUCUAUCUUUAUCAAUCUCCACAAUUUUCAGGUGUAGAUGUAUAGACGUGUAAUAGACUUUUGCUAAAUCCCAUUAUAUAAACUGUUUACCAAACACAAAUUUCUGGGAAAACCCCAAAAAAUUAAGAAAAACCCAGAAAAAGAAAUCCAAAAAUGGAGGAAAAUGAAACCUUAUUGCAUAGAAAUCAAAACAAAGUAUACGAUAGAGUUUUGUCUCAUGCACAAGAUGAAUUACAUAGUUUUCGGUAUUAUUUGAGUUGGAUGUGUGUAGACCAAUCAAAUUAUAUUUAUGCAUUUCUAUCUUGGUCUGUAUUUAUCAUAUUUACAAUCAUAGUCCCUAUAAUUUCCCAUUUUUACCUUACUUGUCCUUCUUGUGAUGCUUUGCAUCUCCAACCAUAUGAUGCAGUUGUGCAGCUUUCUCUUUCCAGCAUUGCAGCUUUGUCUUUUGUUUGUUUAUCUCAGUUUGUGAGGAAGUAUGGUGUUAGAAGGUUCUUGUUCUUUGAUAAACUUGUUAAUGAGAGUGAUUCUGUUAGGCAUCAUUACACUACCCAGCUCAAUAGAUCACUGAACAUAUUGUGUGUCUUUGUCCUCCCAUGUUUUGUAGCUGAAUGCACCUAUAAAGUCUGGUGGUAUGCUUCUGGGGCCUCCCAAAUUCCGUUCUUGGGCAACGCCAUAUUGAGUAACAUUGUAGCGUGUUCGUUGGAGCUAAUCUCGUGGAUUUAUCGGACCUUGAUCUUUUUUCUGGUUUGCAUCCUCUUCCGUCUGAUAUGUUACCUCCAAAUCCUACGACUGAAGGACUUUGCAUCGGUGUUUGAGGUAGAUUCGGAUGUGGCUUCCAUUCUCGUUGAGCACCUUCGCAUUAGAAGGCACUUAAGGAUCAUAAGCCAUCGUUAUCGUGCUUUUAUUCUAUGUGCCUUGAUAUUAAUCACCUUAAGCCAACUUACUUUUCUUCUGUUGACUACCAAACCUAAUGCUGAUGUGAGCAUUUUCAGGGCCGGAGAACUCGCUCUCUGCUCGGUGACUCUACUGGCAGGACUCAUGAUAAUACUGAGAAGUGCCACAAAGAUCACACAUAAGGCGCUGGCAAUCACCGCUCUUUCUGCUAAAUGGCAUGUGUGUGCAACCAUCGACUCCUUCAUCACCUCCGAGACUGAAUUACCUGGAGCUCAAAACAUCGGUAAUUCAGGGAGUUUUGAUGCUAGGAGUGGAGAUUCAGAUGCUGACGAUGCUGGGGACGAAGAAGAUGAUGUCGACAACACAAAGUUUCUCCCGGCUUAUACCAACAGCUCAAUCUCCUUCCAGAAACGACAUGCUCUCGUGACAUACUUUGAGAAAAACAGAGCUGGGAUUACAUUGUACGGAUUUAUGUUGGAUAGAACGUGGCUCCAACUCAUUUUCGGUGUCGAGUUAUCCUUAGUACUCUGGUUGCUCAAACAAACUAUCACUAUUGCAUGAUCUAUGUAUCAAACUCGAGUCAUCAGAGCUUCGGAUGCACUCUAACUCGCCCUUAUUUUUUGUGAAGCUCGCUCUUUUCGUGUCUUUCAUUCAUAUCGAGUGAUUUUUGUGCAUCAAGGCUGCUUUGUAAAAGAAAAAACCGAGUUUUAGUGUCAAUCGGUUUGGCCUUCCGGCUAAGCGAAGAGAGCUUCACCAUUUUGUUCGAUAGCUGUUAUAUAUCGUAUAGUGAGCUAUGCCAUUUUGUUGAUAAUUGUAAUACGUUAGACCUUACUAGUCCUAUACAAGUGUGUGAUUUAUCUGAAGGCUGUAAAAAUCAUCUCAAGUGUAAUAGUGUAUGUUUGUGAUAUGAUUAUGUGUUGUAAUCUAAUGAGUUAUGUUUGUGUAUAUUGCAGCAUUGUUUCUGGUUUCUUUUGUCAACUUUUAGUUUUUAUUUUCGAUUUUGCUUUAAUACUUGAUAAGUUUUCUCCAAAUUGGGUGCUGAAUUAAAAUUCUUGAGAGCACAAACUUGG